Messenger RNA from Vicia villosa (hairy vetch), 2246 nucleotides. RefSeq names its product very-long-chain aldehyde decarbonylase CER1-like. Gene Ontology annotation, molecular function: oxidoreductase activity; iron ion binding. Lineage: Eukaryota; Viridiplantae; Streptophyta; Magnoliopsida; Fabales; Fabaceae. Gene Ontology annotation, biological process: lipid biosynthetic process. The record is from RefSeq and is a predicted model, not a curated record. The coding region runs from base 116 to 1972 and encodes 618 amino acids. The transcript is spliced from 10 exons.
CUAGCUACCCAACAUUACAAUUGUACCUCAUUAAUAUAUCAAGGUGAUUUAGUAGCAAACCCAAGCACUAUAUAAAUAGCCUCCAUAUGAUACGGUUUCAUCACACAUUCAUAAUAUGGCUUCCAAACCUGGUAUCCUUACAGACUGGCCUUGGAAACCUCUUGGCAGCUUCAAGUUUGUGAUUCUAAGCCCCUGGAUUGCUCAUAGCAUAUACUCUUUCAUAUGGAUUGAAAGAGACCCAACAUACUAUCUCAACUUCCCUUAUAUAUUCCUAAGAAUGCUACACAACCAGAUUUGGAUCUCAAUCUCUCGCUAUCAAACUGCUAAAGGCAAAGGCAGAAUUGUUGACAAAGGCCUCGAAUUCGAACAAGUCGACAGGGAAUCCAAUUGGGAUGAUCAAAUAUUGUUGACUGCGAUUGUACUUUAUACGAUGCACACGAUAUUUCCGAUUUCUGCAAACUUACCAUGGUGGAGAACUGACGGUGUGAUUCUUACAACUAUCUUGCACGCUGGACCAGUGGAAUUCUUAUACUAUUGGCUACAUAGAGCACUUCAUCAUCAUUUUCUGUAUUCCCGCUAUCAUUCUCAUCAUCAUUCUUCAAUUGUUACUCAGCCAAUCACUGCUGUGAUACACCCGUUUGCUGAGAUGCUGGCAUAUUUUGUACUUUUUCUUAUCCCAUUAUCGACAACAUUGUUCCUAAAUAAAUCAUCUGUGGCUGCAAUAUAUGGCUAUAUCUUUUACAUUGAUUUUAUGAACAACAUGGGUCAUUGCAAUUUUGAGUUCUUUCCUAAGAAACUCAUCUCUUAUUUUCCCCUAUUGAAGUAUCUCUCAUACACACCAUCGUUUCAUUCGCUGCAUCACACAAAAUUUAGAUCAAAUUACUCACUCUUCAUGCCUAUAUAUGACUACAUCUAUGGUACUGUGGAUACAUCCACAGAUGCUACAUAUGAAGCUUGUUUAAAGAGACAAGAGGAGUCACCAGAUGUCGUGUACCUAACACAUUUAACAACCCUUGAUUCCAUCUUUCAACUACGCUUAGGCUUUGCUUCCAUAGCCUCAAACCCUCAAACAUAUAAAUGGUAUCUAACUUUAAUUUAUCCAUUCACAAUGUGUUCUUUGCUUAUCACAUGGAUUAGUGGACAUGCCAUUGUUUUAGAAAAUAACACCUUCAAAGAUCUUAAACUCCAGUGUUGGCUUAUACCAAGAUUUAAAACACAAUAUUUCUCAAAAAGACAUAGUACAACAGUGAAGAAAUUGAUUGAAGAAACAAUAAUGAAGGCUGAGUUAAGUGGCGUAAAGGUGAUAAGUCUAGGACUUUUAAACCAGGUAAAAGAGCUGAAUGCACACUGCGCACUUUAUAUAGAAAGGGUUCCACAACUGAAGAUUAAAGUUGUAGAUGGUAGUAGCUUAGUUGCUGCUACUGUCCUAAACAGCAUUCCUACUGGGACCAUUCAAGUGCUUCUUCGAGGAAAGUUUAAUAAGGUUGCUUUGGCCAUUACUAAUGCACUAUUCCGUCAAAAUGUACAGGUGACUGUAUUAUACAAUGAUGAGGUGAAUGAGCUUGAGAGAACACUCACCUCAUCAAAUCGAAGCAUUUCUCUUUCACCAAUCAAUACUCCAAAGAUAUGGUUAGUUGGAGAUGAAUGGAAUGAAGAUGAGCAACUGCAAGCAUCAGAGGGAUCAUUUUUCAUACCGUUUUCUCAUUUUCCUCCCAAACAAAUGCGAAAAGAUUGCUUCUACCACUAUACACCAGCAAUGAUAACUCCAACUGCACUAGUAAACUUGCACUCAUGUGAGAAUUGGCUUCCAAGAAGAAGAAUGAGUGUUUGGCGCAUUGCUGGAAUAAUUCAUGCCUUAGAAAGAUGGAAUGUUCACGAGUGUGGUAACACUAUAUUUGACGUUGAGAAAGUAUGGGAAGCAAGUAUUCGCCAUGGUUUCAAGCCCCUUAAUACUCCACACAAGCUAGAAUAGUUUGAAUAAAUAGCUUAUAGUAUAAAGGCUUAUUAUAAAAGCUCUUAUGUAUAAGGUAUUUUUAUUAUAAAAGAUAAGUUAAAAACACCUUGUAAAGGAUUAAUAAGGCAAGUAUUUGCCAUCCUUUUCAACUUUUGUGAGAUUAUGUUUUAGAAUAAUAAGGCAAGUAUUUGCCAUGAUUGUGCAAGACAUUAGUUUACAAAAAUGAGGGUUAGCUUUUGACAGUGAAACUUUGUAUUUUGUGACCAAUAAUCUUAAUAUAUAACCACGCUUC